CCUCGGGACUCAGACGGCAGAUAGCGAAGACGCGUCAUGGGGUCCCCAGCCCUCCUGCUGCUGCUCUGGGGGCCCCUGGCCCUGACCCAGACCUGGGCGGGCCCCCACUCCCUGAGACAUUUCCUCACCGCUGAGUCCCGGCCCGGACAUCGCAAGCCCCGCUUCGUGGUCGUCAGCUACGUGGACGACACGCAGUUCGUGCGGUUCGACAGCGACUCCGCGAGCCCGAGGAUGGAGCCGCGGGCGCCGUGGAUGGAGCGGGAGGAGCCGGGCUACUGGGACCUGAACACGCGCAACGCCGAGGUCGCCGCACAGAGUUUCCGACUGAACCUGGACAUCCUGCGCGGCUACUACAACCAGAGCCGGGACGGGUCUCACACCUUCCAGUUGAUGUUUGGCUGCGAAAUGGGACCCGACGGGCGCCUCGUCCGCGGUUAUGACCAGUCCGCCUACGACGGCACCGACUACCUCGCCCUGAACGAGGACCUGCGUUCCUGGACUGCAUCCAACACCGCGGCUCAGAUCACCCGGCUCAAGUGGGAGGCGGAAGGUGUAGCAGAGGAAAGGAGACACUACCUGCAGGGGGAGUGCCUGGAGUGGCUCAGCAGAUACCUGGCGAUGGGGAAGGAGGCCCUGCAGCGCGCAGACCCUCCAAAGACACACGUCACCCACCACCCCAUCUCUGACCGUGAGGUCACCCUGAGGUGCUGGGCCCUGGGCUUCUACCCUGCGGAGAUCAGCCUGAGCUGGCAGCGUGAUGGGGAUGAGCAGACCCAAGACAUGGAGCUGGUGGAGACCAGGCCUGCGGGGGAUGGGACCUUCCAGAAGUGGGCAGCCCUGGUGGUGCCCCGUGGAGAGGAGCAGAGAUACACUUGCCAUGUGCAGCACGAGGGGCUGCCUGAGCCCCUGACCCUGAGAUGGGAGCCAUCUCUUUGGGCCACCAUCCCCCCCCAACCCCUGAGCCUUGUUGUGGGCGUGGUCAUCCUUGGAACUGUGGUCACUGGAGCUGUGGCUGGAGCUGUGAUGAGGAGGAAGCGCUCAGGUGGACAAGGAGGGAGCUAUACUUAGGCUGCCAGCAGCUACAGUACCCAGAGCUCUGAUCAAUCUCUCUUGGCUUUUAAAGCGUGAGGCACGUGCCUUGUGGGGGAACCAGUGAUGGGGGAUUUGUUCGAGCUCCUACUUUGUGAUUCAAGAACCUCUGAUUUCCUUCUGCAAAUGGCAUUUGAAUGUGUGUGUUCCUAUCAGCAUAACGUGAGGAGGUCAGAGGCUGGCCCACCCCUGCCCACCACUCACCCUUCUCAUACUUUCCUGUCCAUCAGAGCCCGGCUGGGCCCUCCCCAUCCCUGUCUUUACUUUGUGGUGCUCAGUGGGGGACUGAGUCAUGGGACAUUUGUCCAAACUCCCACUUUGUGACUCAAGUGAAAGGUUAGCAUGGUGAUACGUGGGCAGGCUACAUAGCCAUCUUGAAUGGAAAUAAAGAAAUAUUGAAUUUAUUUAAGGAAAGAGGGUGGGGGAUGGGAAACCCAAAGGGAAGGGCUGCACAGCACCGAGCCAAGUGGAGGUUGGGUGGAUGGAUGAUGGCAACACCCAAGAUGUGGAGUUUCAUCCUUAUAUGCAGUCACUGGCAGGAAACUCUGGUCAGUGGGUCUCGGGGCUGAAUAGGUGGCUUGGAAUGGGGAUAAAAUGCAGGUGUGGGAUCAGGUGCCUUUUGGAAAAUUUCAGUUGCUUACAUGGUCUAACUCCUGGUGUCUAGCAAGUUGUUCCUGCUCUUGCUCCCCUGUGGCGGGAAGCGUACAAAUGGCCAUUAAGGAUUAUAUUGUCUGAUAGCCCAAACAUCAAGAACCUCUGACUUAAAAAAAAAAUAAAUUCAGAUUGGUGAUUCUCAAAAACAUUUAAUCACUGCCUGGCAAUAAUACUCUACAGAAGUAGUUUUCCAGGUUAUAACUUUCUGUAGAAUAUGUUCAUUACAUUCCUUCAUUUGCCUGUAAGUUAACAUGGUUCCAAAAGUUAAAGGCCCGAGUUCCCAAAUGAAUGUGGAAGUGUUAAAAUAUGUGUGAUUAUGCACACAUUUUAUUUUCUGCACUACUGUUUUGUUUUAAAUAUUUCAUUAAAAAAAUUUUAUUAACAUUACUUGCAUGUUCAAUGCUUUUGUGAUGUAUCAAUUAAAAUUAUUUUCAAU
Molecule: messenger RNA, 2179 nt
Organism: Myotis lucifugus (little brown bat)
Lineage: Eukaryota; Metazoa; Chordata; Mammalia; Chiroptera; Vespertilionidae
Product: HLA class I histocompatibility antigen, B-57 alpha chain-like
Exons: 8
Coding region: 37-1068 (343 amino acids)
Biological process (GO): immune response; positive regulation of T cell mediated cytotoxicity; antigen processing and presentation of endogenous peptide antigen via MHC class Ib
Cellular component (GO): external side of plasma membrane
Molecular function (GO): signaling receptor binding; peptide antigen binding
Source: RefSeq, a predicted model, not a curated record